AUGCCCCCUCGUGAUACCCCUGGGCAAAAACGACCGAACACCCGUGGGGUGAUGAAGAACAAGCCGAGAAAUCUAGCAGAGAGAAAUAGCAAACUCGAAGCGGAACAAGCUAGGCUAGCUGUCAUAGAAGAACAACUCAAGACGACCAACGAUUCCAGCUCUUUACGAAAGGCUGAGGCACUUCGUAAGGAAAUCGAAAAAGAUCGGAUGGACCUUGAUGAUCCCGACAACGCAGAGCCCGAUAGUUCGGGAGUAAAAGAAGAAGACGGCCUCUUUGUGCCACACUCCCCAGCACCAGGAGCGCAGGAACUAAAGUCCAAUCAUGCCAGGGGUAGUAACUCACCCAAAGCGGGAGACACAAGCAAGACGGAUGUGGACGACGACGGAGAAGAAACGGUUUCUCCCCAAGAUAUCUUGGAAGAGUUGAGCCCAGGCUCUAACCACAAUGAUGACGGUGAUGUGAAACAUGUGGGUUGGGUCCCGGGUGUCCGAGGUGUCCCACAUGUAAUUGUUCAAUACGGGCCGCAGAGCGUUUCCAGGUAUCGCAUGAAGAGGCAGAGCGACGUUUCAACACCUUUGAUAAAGGAUGAGGCAAGGAACCUGUCAGCUAACCGGCCAGGAGAGAAUAAAAUAAACGGCCGGUAUGAAUUCACGAAAGGGUGCAUCAAAGGAAUCCAGGGCGUGGCUUGGGUGCAUCCGGACAACGAUGAGGACCCCCUCAAGCUACUGAACCCGAAGAAUUGGCCUCGUAAAGGUGAGGGUAAACGGAGGACGACGCCAUAUACCCUGGUUAAAGUAAAGCUUUUAAAUGGUUACAAAGAUGGUGUUCCUCAAUAUGUUAAGAGUUGGGAGACUAGGAGCACUGUUAGGCGGCUUUGGAGUGUUUCGUACCCACCACCUACCACAGACAUUAUGAUGGGUGACAAGAUUCUUAUCCCUAAAAACCAGUCGAUCAAGUCUGCGGAUGUUGCCAUCAUCAUGGCGGCCAAGCGGUUUGAGGAGAAGUACCAGAAGUAUCGUACAGAGGAGGGAAAAGGAGGCGAAGAAAGAUCUCCAUCCCCAGAUCCGGCCUUGAAGAUUGGAAUGGAGGUAAACGAGUGA
This is a messenger RNA of Anthostomella pinea, 1101 nucleotides long. The record is from the annotation of a GenBank genome assembly. Lineage: Eukaryota; Fungi; Ascomycota; Sordariomycetes; Xylariales; Xylariaceae.